This is a messenger RNA of Calidris pugnax (ruff), 994 nucleotides long. RefSeq names its product membrane-spanning 4-domains subfamily A member 15-like. The record is from RefSeq and is a predicted model, not a curated record. The transcript is spliced from 7 exons. The coding region runs from base 150 to 782 and encodes 210 amino acids. Gene Ontology annotation, cellular component: membrane. Lineage: Eukaryota; Metazoa; Chordata; Aves; Charadriiformes; Scolopacidae.
GAACAAACUUCCUGCAGGGAGCAAAGGGCGGCCAGGACCACGUCCCUGCCCGAUCACCACCACCUCCUGGGGACGUACGCACAGAGAAGGGACCGCUAACUGGUGGCCACGGGGAGGAGGAGGAGGGCAAGCCCAGGCUGAAGGAGGCGAUGGCGGCCACCACGGUGACCGAUUCUGGGGGUGUGAGGAUCAUCACGGAGGUCAUCCCGCCCACAGACCCCCGAGCAGCCCAGCUGGCUUCUGGUUCCAAGCCACCCGCCUCCACCAUGUUGUCGUUUCAAGUCCAAGGCUUCAGAAAAGCUCAUCCCAAGGCGCUGGGGACCAUCCAUAUCUUCACUGGGAUCGUCCACAUCUGCUUCGGGAUCAUCCUGACGUUGUCAGAGAGAGGGACCUAUUCCAUCCCUGUGGCCAGCGGGGUCCUCUUCUGGCUCGGGCUCCUGCUCCUGCUCUCGGGCUCUCUGCUGGUGGAAAGUGAGAAAAGAGACAACAUCUUGCUGGUGAAGACCUGCUGCGUCAUCAACGUGGGUGUCAUCCUCAGCACGCUGGUGGCCACCCUCCUCCACACCACGGCCAUCACCCGCGACAUCCCCGGCUGCGAGCACAACACGCAGUACCAGCUGAGACCCGACUGGUGCUCGGACAUCGAGAACAAGAUGCUGAGCAACUGGCUGGACUCCAUGUUGGUCAUCUUCUGCCUCCUGGAGUUCUGCACGGCGGUGGCAGCCCUGGCCUUCGGCUACAACGCCGUCAAGCAGCACAACUACACACGGAUGGCGCUGUAGCCACGGCGGAGCCCGCAGCCAUCCCGUUAAGAACCACCGGACGCCCCAGCCCCGCUGCAGCCGAGGUGUUGAGGCCCAGUGGGGCCUCCUCGGUACCGGAUGGUGGAGCCAGAUGGAGCCCAAGGCCCCUCCGUGCCCCCGGGCCUAGGCCUGGCCCUGGGAAGGAGGCCUCUCUCUGAGGGUUUGGCCCCCAAUAAAGGCCUUUACCCCCA